Trichoplax adhaerens is the source of this 918-nucleotide messenger RNA. RefSeq lists its product as uncharacterized. The record is from RefSeq and is a predicted model, not a curated record. Bases 1 to 918 code for a protein of 305 amino acids. The transcript is spliced from 3 exons. NCBI's taxonomy places the organism in Eukaryota, Metazoa, Placozoa, Uniplacotomia, Trichoplacea, Trichoplacidae.
AUGGAUGCAGAUGAAACGACCGUAUUAAUUUCUAGCAAUUCUCAACAAAUUACUGAUGAUAUAACCAAUUAUGUAGGAGAUGAAAGGAAGAAAGCAGUUACUAACGGCAAAUUUAAACUGCCUAUGUGUAAUGUGCAUACUUCUCUGACAUUUAUUAAAGCAAUAUGUGCGAUUAUAUGCAUUGUGACCCUAUGUGGCGUUAGUAUUACCUUACCUAUUCUGUCACAAAGUAUUCUCCUAUCAGGCUAUUGUCACAGUAAUCAAUACUAUACUCUUAUAUCAUGUGAUAUCUGGUUCCCUGUUGCAUUUUGGCUAGCUGCUUUAAUGGUCAAAUUAUACAAUCCAUCAUUUAGUUUCAAAUCAUAUACUUCGCACAGAGUUUUUGUUCUACUUGGUUUGUUAGAAGCUCUGAAUGCUGUUUUUGUUGUCUAUGCAAGUCCACCAAAUAGGACUACUCCUAGUUUACAAGUUAUUCUCAGAUCUUUAAGAAUUCCAUACACUGUCGUUUUAAGUUAUAUUGUAUUGCAUAAAUCUAGUGGUGCUGGUCGUCUAAUAUGUACAUUGGGUACUUUGAUCGGCUUAUUUAUUUCGUUUGAACCGAACAUUUUUAAUAUCGAUAAUCAAUAUGAUCAUCAUGCCGGAGAAUCAUUGGUAUGGCCAAUAAUUUUUGGACUAGCCUAUUUACCUAAUAGCUUAUCUACUGUUUUACAAGAACGAGAGAUUAAAAAAGAUUCGAUGGAAGAAGCUUUAAUUUUUGAAGCUUGGUUGCAAACUUACAAGGUUUUCUACUUUGGACUGGUAUUUUGGGUUGAAUUUAUUCCAGGUUUUGGUGAGAAAUAUUCUCGUAUAGACCAAGAAUAUCGCAAUCGCUUGCUAGCACUCGAACUGGUUUGUGAUCAGAGUCAUGAACGAGAGUAA